Molecule: messenger RNA, 609 nt
Organism: Fonsecaea multimorphosa CBS 102226
Lineage: Eukaryota; Fungi; Ascomycota; Eurotiomycetes; Chaetothyriales; Herpotrichiellaceae
Exons: 2
Coding region: 1-609 (202 amino acids)
Biological process (GO): positive regulation of transcription initiation by RNA polymerase II
Molecular function (GO): transcription coactivator activity; DNA binding
Source: RefSeq, a predicted model, not a curated record
AUGGACAAGACACGGAAGAACAGAACGCCCUUAUCCAAGACGCCCAAGAAAGAUCACCUCAAGAAUCCCUCUCAUCCCUAUACCUUUGAACACCUUCACAACGCGUACAUCACCUCUCUGUCCCACGGCAACAGCAUGCCUCUCACGUCCAAAAAGAGAAAGUCCGCAGCCGCCGACGACAGUGACCAGGAUGUGGCCACCACCAAACGUGGCAAAGGCGCCUCCGGGAGUGCUUUUGUACCAUCAUCAAAACCGCAGGUGGAUUCGGAUGGAAACACGUUCUGGGAGAUCUCUAAGGCGAGGCGGGUGACCCUUUCUGAGUUCAAGGGCAAGAAACUGGUCAACAUCAGAGAGUAUUAUGAGAAGGACAAUGAGUGGCUGCCAGGAAAGAAGGGCAUCUCAAUGAGCAUUGAACAAUAUACAGCCCUCAUUCAAAUAAUGCCGCAGAUUGAAAGUGUGCUCAAGUCACAGGGCGAAAAGGUCCCCCGACCAAAUUACGACGGAAGUGGUUCUGCUGGUGACGACGAAAGCAACGAAGAAGGGGCUGAGGGAGACGAAGAGAUGGAUAGGAAGCCUAAUAUUGAAGCUACGAGUGACGAAGACGAGUGA